Messenger RNA from Scaptodrosophila lebanonensis, 1437 nucleotides. It is a transcript of the gene Rtca, whose product is annotated as RNA 3'-terminal phosphate cyclase. Gene Ontology annotation, molecular function: RNA-3'-phosphate cyclase activity. The transcript has a single exon. Gene Ontology annotation, cellular component: nucleus. Gene Ontology annotation, biological process: RNA processing. Bases 147 to 1241 code for a protein of 364 amino acids. NCBI's taxonomy places the organism in Eukaryota, Metazoa, Arthropoda, Insecta, Diptera, Drosophilidae. The record is from RefSeq and is a predicted model, not a curated record.
AUUUUGAAGGGUGAUUUAUACUCGUAGAAAAUAGGAACGAAACCGGGGGUAGAAAGCGAAAUUGACAUUAUAAUUCAUUCAUCUAACACGUCACUUUACAAGAAAUCAAUACAGUUACAAACGAAGUGCUUUGUAUACACGAUAGCAUGGAUUAUACAAAGAAUGCAGAGUUUAUAGAAAUUGACGGCGGGUAUUUAGAAGGAGGCGGCCAGGCAGUGCGAAAUGCAUUAAGUUUGAGCUGCAUUUUGAAACGUCCGGUGCGUAUUAUAAAUAUACGCGCCAACCGACCAAAUCCAGGCUUGUCACAUCAACAUGUGCACGGAGUGAAUUUGCUGCGCAACAUAACAAAGGCCCGAGUCACCGGCAACCAUAUGCAUUCCACUGUGGUUGAAUUUACACCUCAAACUCUGAUCUCGGACACUUACAAGGUGGAUACACGCACAGCUGCGAGCAUAACGCUCAUUUAUCAGGUUGCCCUGCCGGUGCUCCUGUUUGGCAACAAACCGUCUCGACUUGACGUAAUUGGUGGUACAAAUGUCUCAUUUGCCCCACAGAUAGAGUAUAUGCAGCAUGUGGUGGAGCCAAAUCUAAAGCAUUUCGGCAUCUCCUUUGAACUCAAAGUGUUGCAGUAUGGUUUCUAUCCACGUGGCAACGGGCGCUCCGUGUUGGACAUCGAACCGCUGAGCUCUUUAAAGAGUGUGCAACUCACCGAUUUUGGGCGGCUGAAGUCGGUGGUGGGGUGGUCCUAUUGUUCUGGACGUCUGCCGAAGAGCAUUUCAUUGGACAUGCAGCAAACAGCCCAGCGUGAAAUGCACCGUUUGUGGCCGGAAAAUGAAUGCAAUAUUCAGGCUUUUAAGCUCAGUCCCGAGAAGGCCCGCGAUAAUGGUGCUGGCAUAGUCUUAUCCGCAUCAACUAGCAGCGGCUGCGUUGUUGGCGCAGCCGCUUUAGGCGAUAAGAACAUUGAUGGCCAUGUGCUUGGCUCUGAUGCGUCCUGUGAGCUGGCCAGUUACAUCAAGAGCGAGGUAUGCAUAGACGGACAUUUGCAAGAUCAGUUAAUCAUUUAUAUGGCCCUGGCCAGUGGACGCUCCAUUAUUAAAACGAGCGCAGUCACCAAGCAUACACGCACAGCUAUGUAUGUGGCCGAAACUAUGACCGGAGUCAAGUUCGAAACGACAUACGAUGAAAGCGGACAGGCCCUGAUCAGUUGCGAUGGAAUCGGCCAUAGCAGCUCAUUUAUGUGAAAGCAGCAUUGUAAAUGUCCUUGUUGUUCACACUUGCCCGAAACACUGCCGACCUAUCGCGGGGACGAUACUAAGGCAUAGUACUGAACCUUUUAUACAACUUAAAUUAUUCUUGUUAUAUUUUAAACAUAAAAAGAACAUAUAUGCAAUUAAAUACGCCGAAAUAUUGCCAAAAAAUGUUCACCCUUAUUGCGUA